Messenger RNA from Penicillium canescens, 1398 nucleotides. RefSeq lists its product as uncharacterized. Gene Ontology annotation, biological process: regulation of DNA-templated transcription. The record is from RefSeq and is a predicted model, not a curated record. NCBI's taxonomy places the organism in Eukaryota, Fungi, Ascomycota, Eurotiomycetes, Eurotiales, Aspergillaceae. Bases 1 to 1398 code for a protein of 465 amino acids. The transcript is spliced from 3 exons. Gene Ontology annotation, molecular function: zinc ion binding; DNA-binding transcription factor activity, RNA polymerase II-specific.
AUGAAUCAUUUAUAUGAGAAUCUAGGGCUAGAAGCCCGGAGUAAUAGCCUCUCUGGAUCUCGAUCAUCUCGCGUGAUUAAACAAGAACGCAAUGUCGAGCGAGAAGAGAAGCCCCGAAAGCAAAGAAAGCGAGCCCUGGUCGCAUGUACACGAUGCCGGAAAAGAAAGAUCAAGUGCAACGGCGACCUCAACAACGGUCUGGCUUGUUCCAGCUGCCGUAGUGUUGGCUCAACCGAAUGCCAGUACAUGCGAGUUCACUCCGACACUCCAGAGGAGAUCAAGAAGCGUUUAGCAGGUCUCCCUCCAACAUCUUCAGCUCGCUAUGGAGUAUACACAGGCCAAGCUCCUGGAAGACAAGGCCUCGUCUCCAUGGAAUCCCAAGCCCGCAUUCCGUACCGAGAGUAUGACAUAGCCAUGGACUGCACCGUCCACUACGACGAACAGUCCAACUACUACGCCCAGGCCUCACCAGGGUACAUGGUACCCAGUACCGGGGGCAUGAUAGUCGACUACAGCAUCUGGGGCGUGCGGACACCAUCUAACGGCAACUUAUUCGACCAAAGAGCAACUGGUCUAUCCCAAGCCCAAGCACAAGCUACCUACAGCUUCACUCUUCCCCAAGAAAUAUCAUCCGACAUGACCCAGCCAUCAGGAGUGAACCAAUCCUUCUCUGAAGUAGAACGCACACUUCCCACACCCUCAACCUGCAGAGGCCAACCCCAAACCCAGCCUCAAGCCCCCAUCACGACACUGCCCACCCUCCCCGAAGGACUCUCAGGCAUCACAUUGGCCACCGAUCCAAAGAGCUCAUUUUGGAGCUCCCACGCAAGAGGAAUGGCAAUGCCAACAGCCCCCAGCAACGGCUACAACAGCCCGCGCGUCAAAGCCAACACCUCGGAAACUGGGCCCCCAACACCAGACUUGACAUUCGGAUAUAUGCCCAUGGCCACGACGGAGGAUACAUUGCCACCCCUCCCACCAGCCGCAGCAUCCAUCCCCUCGUCCGCGGCUGGGAACAACGCUCUCUACCCAGUCGUUGACACGAUAGAUGAGUACCGCAAUGGCCCCGACGGCCGUUUAGCAUGCAACAAUACCUUCUCGCGUGACAAGGGUGCCAAUUCUCGUCUCCUUGCUCUGACGUUUGACUGCUCGCAUUAUUCUUAUGGGUAUAGCAGUGGUGAGAGGAGUAAGGCUCGUGGUGCUGCGGGUGCGGAUGCUGAUGCUCGUUGCUCGGCGCCGACGCUUAUGAACGGCUUGAAUUAUACUCGGGUUCGGCAUCCGGAACAUAAUCUGGCUUUACCCUUUGACCUCUUAUCUGAUCCGUUCCCUGAGUACGGUCGUGUUGAGAGUGUUACUCGGCAUCCUAUCUCGCCUUUGGGUCAUCGGGAUGCUUAUUAG